AUGAAGAAACCAAGAAAUAUCCGUUCCUCAUUAAGAUGCUUCACUUUUCCACUAGCCUGCGCAGCACUUUGUUUCGGACUAUCCGGAAUGUCAAGGGGGCUUGACGAAGGCCUCAUUUCCACCACAGUCGCACAAGAAUCGUUUAUCUAUGAAUUCGGUCUUCAAGCCACCUACCUCGAUGCCUCUCAGCAGGCAAACCGUCUCUCGAAUAUCACAUCGAUGGUUCACAUCGGCAGCAUUCCGGGCGCACUGAUCGCCUUUCUCCUUUGCGAACACAUCGGCAUGCUCUGGUCAAUGCGACAAUUAUGUCUACUUUGGUUAAUUGGUGUUGUCAUUGUCAUCACUUCCACCAGUAUCGGACAAAUAUAUGCAGGUCGAUUUAUCAUGGGGCUUGGAAUUGGACAAGCUGGUGUUAUUGCGCCGACAUAUCUGGCUGAGAUUGCGCCGGCUCAUGCUAGGGGUAUGCUGGUGUCGCUUUUUGGGAUGUCGGAGUAUAUCGGGAUCAUGGUUGGGUAUUUCUCGGCCUGGGGAGCUGCGUUGCACGUUUCCGACAGUACUGCUCGGCAAUGGAUUAUACCACAAAGUGUACAAAUCAUCGUGGCUGGAGGAUUGGGUCUGUCUUCGUUCUUGUGUGAAGAGAGUCCUCGACGUUUGUGCAAAGCGGGAAAAUUGGACCAAGCUAGGCGAGCUCUGGGGAGGUUGUGGGGUCUGCCAUUGGAGCACGAAGACAUCUCCAUUGAGAUAGAGAGCAUUCAAAGCCAGUUGGAGGUUUGCCAGGGCACUAGCAUGUACAAGUCUUGGAUGACCUCGCUCAAGCAGUUGCUGGCAGUCAGAACCAACCAGAAAAGGGUGCUUUUUGUCGUCUCCGAGCAGCUUCUCAGCCAGUGGUCUGGUGCCAACUCAACAACCACAUAUGCGCCCGAGCUGUUUUCUUUGCUAGGAUUGACAGGGCAGUCAGAGAAGCUCUUUGUCACGGCAAUAUUCGGCGCCGUGAAAUUUCUUGCAUCGCUGCUCUGUGCUAUUGUGUUAAUUGACCAUGUCGGGCGAAAAGGAUCAUUAGUGUCUGGUGUUCUAAUCCAGCUGGUCGCCAUGCUGUAUAUCGCAAUCUUCCUCACAGUCAAGUCAGCAUCCGAUGGCGAGUCUGUAUCUACCAAUCGGGCCGCAAUUGUAGCAAUUGUUUUUAUGUAUUUCGUUGGAAUUGGCUGGGCAAUCGGGUGGAAUUCGAUCCAGUAUCUCAUCAAUGCGGAGAUUUUCCCCCUGCAUGUGCGCGCCACCGGAUCGAGUCUUUUGAUGUGCUUUCACUAUGCCAACCGAUAUGGCUUAUCAAAGGCUGUUCCAUCCAUGCUGCUUGAAGACACUCUUAAACCGAAAGGAACGUUUUGGUUUUUCUCGACUAUGACCUUCUUUGGUCUCGGUUGGGCUUGGGUUCUGCUCCCCGAGACUGCUGGCCGGACAUUAGAGGAGACAAAUGGCUUGUUUUCGUGA
Molecule: messenger RNA, 1485 nt
Organism: Penicillium cataractarum
Lineage: Eukaryota; Fungi; Ascomycota; Eurotiomycetes; Eurotiales; Aspergillaceae
Exons: 5
Coding region: 1-1485 (494 amino acids)
Biological process (GO): transmembrane transport; carbohydrate transport
Cellular component (GO): membrane
Molecular function (GO): carbohydrate:proton symporter activity
Source: RefSeq, a predicted model, not a curated record